AUGAAGCGAAUGUACAGACUGGGAUUCCUACAGUGUGUCAUCUUGUGCUUGUCGGCCUCAUUGAAUCUCUGCGAGGGAAGCGUGCGCAAGGAGCAUAACAGAGGCGCGAAAAACGCCCAUCACCUGUUCAACUUAUAUCUUAGAGAGGAGGAAUCCAAGCGACUUCUCGGUAUUGACGUUGCCCUGUACUAUGUCAGAGACGGUACCAUGAACGAUUAUGCGCUCAAGUUCCCGGUGCCGGUGCCGGGCAACAUGUCACAGAUGGAGUUCACGUGGCAGAACCUUCGACCACAACAGCCGCUCUCGUAUAAAAUUGAUACUACAACCGAUAACGCUGCCGCUAUGGCGCUGCCAACAUUGGACAUCCCGCUCACCGGUGUGAUGCCCAGCGCUGCGCCGUCGUCGUUCACGGUUCAAUUGUGGUGCACUGGAGUCAAUAACGCGGAAGUUCGGCUGUCGAUCAAUGUGAACAUCAGCAGUGCCGGCGAUAAGGCCCCAACCAACAUUAAGCUUCUGAGGAAAAAAGUCUGCUUUCGAGAUGAAAGGAGCGAUGCGGCAACGCGACUUGCGCCUGUCGCCAAUGAAGAUGAAGAGGAGUAUGAGGACGAAGAGAGCCUUGUUCCCGAAAAUGGAGGAUCUACAGGAUCUCCGAUGGUCAUGGAUGCGUCGACGUCGUCGGAACCCGAUGGUGACGAUCCCAUGGUCCUCUACGCCGUCGCCGGUGCGACGGUCAUGCUCGCCAUGGCAGUCAUGCUUGCCACGGCAGUAUGUUAUAUCAGGACCAAGACCCUACAGACUCUUACACAACAGCAGGGCAACGUGAUAAUACAGGCGGCCGCUGAUAAAUACCUCCAGGAAUGGAUCACGGCUAGUUCUACGCUGCAGCUCAAAACCCCUCAGAGCAGUCGGAUCUACGGCAAUCUCUCAUCCAAUAUCGAUCUCUCGCUGACUCCCUCGAUGGCGCAAAAAUUGAUCCGAGUUCCUGGAAGUCCGGUUGCGUCGACGAUAGCUUCGUACUCCCCGUUCCGGAAAGCCAGUCCGCCUCCAUUAACUCCCUCGCCAGCGCCCCACGGAACCCAUCGAUCGCUCGUCGUAAACUACUCCACCGGGCAAUACAGUACCAUCUACGACACUUACUCGAACAGCGGAAACUCGGUCCUAUCCGAACAGCUCGUAGAAUUGGCGGUUUCCUCGCACCGUUUGAACAUAGUGAAACUCUUGGCAGAAGGAACCUACGGCCGAAUGUACCAGGGACAGUUGAACAACGGGCUGCUGCCGGACUCCGGAUCCCAGCAGGUUCUCAUAAAAACGAUCACUGAUCUCGCCACCAAGGAUCAGAAGGAGGUGUUCAUGCAGGAAGGCAUGACGAUGAUCGGUAUGGACCACGCUAACGUGCUCAGCCUCCUCGGGACCUGUCUGGACGCCGCCAACGGCCAACCGAUCCUGAUAUUCUCUUAUCCUAACAAGAUCCAUUUGAUCACUUUCUUGCGGGCCUGCAACAAGUUCGCGAAGCAGACGCUCGACGCACGGUGUCUUACCACUCAGAAUCACAUUGAUAUGGCGGUGCAAAUCGCCGAGGGACUGGCUUUUCUGCACCGCCGCUUCUUUCUCCAUAAAGACAUUGCAGCACGGAACUGCAUGGUCGACGAUCGGCUGCAUGUGAAACUGGCCGAUAACGCUCUGGCUCGAGAUUUCUUCUCCGAGGACUAUCAUUGGCUCGAUGAUAGCAAUCGUGAUCACGAGCAGGAGAGACGGCCGGUGAAAUGGUUGGCUCUGGAAUCUUUGCAAAAACGAGAAUUCACGCCUGCGUCCGAUCUGUGGAUGCUAGGUGUCACCCUGUGGGAAUUGCUCACGCUGGGCCAGCCCCCCUUCCCCGAUAUCGAGCCUCAGAAAAUGGCAACCUGCCUCAAUAGCGGUUACAGACUGCCUCAACCUGCCAACUGUCCCGAUGAACUAUACAACGUGAUGUUCCGCUGCUGGACGACGUGUCCCGGAGAACGGCUCACAUUGCCACAAAUGAUUCGGGACUUGGCGAAUUUAUACAAUCAGCUUGACAAUUUCGUAUGA
Galendromus occidentalis (western predatory mite) is the source of this 2067-nucleotide messenger RNA. Its product is annotated as tyrosine-protein kinase RYK-like. The record is from RefSeq and is a predicted model, not a curated record. The transcript has 8 exons. Gene Ontology annotation, biological process: cell surface receptor protein tyrosine kinase signaling pathway; multicellular organism development; positive regulation of neuron projection development. Lineage: Eukaryota; Metazoa; Arthropoda; Arachnida; Mesostigmata; Phytoseiidae. Gene Ontology annotation, cellular component: signaling receptor complex; plasma membrane. Bases 1 to 2067 code for a protein of 688 amino acids. Gene Ontology annotation, molecular function: protein kinase activity; ATP binding.